CCAGAAAAUUAUUCGUUUCUCCCAAACUCCGAAAAAAAAAUCAGUCGUCCACUGUUGCAACUCUCCCGGCCAUGGCAGCAGCGGCGGCGCAGAGGCUUCUUGCGUCGAGCACGAAGAUCGUCGGGGCCGGGCGCAACUACAUCUCCCAUGCCAAGGAUCUCGGCAACCCUGUCCUCAAGGAACCCGUCCUGUUCCUGAAGCCCACGUCGUCAUUCCUCCACGCCGGCCCGACCGCCGGCCCCAUCGAGGUGCCCGAGCCGCUCGAGUCGCUGCACCACGAGGUCGAACUCGCCGUCGUCAUCUCCCGGCGCGCGCGCGAUGUCCCCGAGGCCUCCGCCAUGGAUUUCGUCGGAGGUUAUGCACUUGCUUUGGACAUGUCAUCAAACGAUCUGCAAUCAGCUUCUAAGUCUGCAGGUCUUCCUUGGACUUUGGGUAAAGUACAGGACACCUUUACUCCAAUUAGUGCGGUGGUUCCGAAAUCUGCAAUCGCUAAUCCCUAUGACCUAGAACUGUGGCUAAAGGUAGAUGGUGAACUUAGGCAGAAGGGACUUACAAGUGAUAUGAUAUUCAAGAUUCCUUUUCUAAUCAGUUAUAUCAGUUCCAUCAUGACAUUAAUGGAGGGCGAUGUGAUAUUAACUGGUACUCCUCCCGAUGGCGUUGGUCCUGUCCGAGUGGGACAGAAGAUUAAUGCUGGUAUAACUGACCUCAUUGAUGUAGAGUUUGAUGUUGAGAGACGCAAACGUUCAUUUUCUUACUGAUGCAGUAAGCAAGAAAUAUGGAAAUAAAAUUCUGAGAGUACCGGAGAAUCAUUCUCGAGGAAUAUUUGGAAUUUGAAGGAUUUUGGGGAUGCAAUUUCAACCUCUGCUUUCUACCGAUCCUGGUGAAUAUAUCUGUUCCUGUGGUUGAUUACGACCCGUAUUAAGUUAGUGCCGGAUGAUGGUGCCACUUGGAGCUACGCACAUUUACGUUUUUCAGUCCACCCUCUGUCAGACAUGUGGCAACAUUUGGCAAUUGCUGCUUGCCAAUUGUCUUCGCAUCUGUUCAUACGUAUGAAUUAUAUAUGUUGCUGUA
Molecule: messenger RNA, 1071 nt
Organism: Aegilops tauschii subsp. strangulata
Lineage: Eukaryota; Viridiplantae; Streptophyta; Magnoliopsida; Poales; Poaceae
Product: oxaloacetate tautomerase FAHD2, mitochondrial
Cellular component (GO): mitochondrion
Molecular function (GO): acetylpyruvate hydrolase activity
Source: RefSeq, a predicted model, not a curated record